AUUUUUUUCAAACGUUUUCAUUAUUUAGGUUUAAAAUGCCUGCUAGUUUAAAUGCGGAGCAGCUAACUUUCCAAUUAGCUAACCUAAAAGUUGAACUUCAGGAAAAGAAUGUAGAACUGCUAAUAGGAACGGAGAAGGUUUGCAGAGAGUUUUUAAAUCUGAACCUACCCGUGGAAUCAGAGAUUCUUGAUGUCGGAGUGGGGUUCGGAGUUCUCUCUGCAUCUCUCCAAACCUGUGGUUUCUCAAAUAUUGAUGCACUAGAUGAGGAUCUACCUACACUAAGACGACUCCAAGCUUUGCGUAUGUACAGAAAUUACAUCUGGAAAGAUAUUUCUGGCCUUAACUCGACAGGACUCCGCGAAGAAAUAUACGACGUGGUUUUAUCUUCUGAAGGGAUAUCUUCACAUAAUAUCAACCCAUCCCAAAUAUUGGAAAUGUUGAGAAUCCUAAAGCCCGGUGGUCACUUACUCUUUACAAUGAACUCCCAUGAGAUGACUGCAGAGAGAGGCCUGUUUGAUCUCAACCUUUCUAGUUUUACCAAGGAAGGCAGAUGUGAGCUGGUGAAGAAGGAAAAGUUUACAGACUCAGGAGCAUGUGAGAUCGGAGUGUUCUACCUGAUGAGAAGGCUACCAACUCAUCUACCAGAAUAUCUGGACAAACCGGUUUCUAAUGAGAUAGAGGAAACUGUUACCAAGGUUCUAGUUGAUACUUCAGACCCUGAAACUAUCGUAAAGUUUUACGAUUCUUGGAGUGAGAAAUAUGCUGAAGAUUUAAUUCUCAUCGGGAACUAUACAGGACAUAUUAAGUGUGUCGAGGCAUUUCUUAGACUUAACCUGGAUCACAGUGUUCAGAUCCUAGAUCUAGCUGCAGGAACAGGAUUACUAGGAGCUGAAGUGAUAAAGCAUGGAUAUGAUAAUAUUGAUGGAAUGGAUUCAAGUCCGGGUAUGUUAGCACAGGCGAGAAAACUGGGUAUCUACAAGAAUUGUAUCCAGGCGUGUAUAGGCAAACUUGGAUCAAUCCCAGUCAAUAGGGAAACAUAUGACGUCAUUCUGAUGGCCAAUGGAUUUGCUCCAGGGCAGAUUUAUCCGUCCUCUCUCCCUGAGAUGCUCCGUGUUCUCCGUCCUGGUGGAUAUCUUCUCUGGACAAUGAAGGACGGGUUUCAACUCACUAGUCCUAAGUUUGCUGUAUUAGAUUCUUACAUUCAGGACUUGGUUCGACAGGAAUCUGUUCAACUUUUGGUUGGACCAGUCGUCUUCCAAAAAUUUCUUCUUGACCAUCCUGGCAGGUUCUAUAUGCUCAGAUAUAUUCACGUUCAGGUUCUAUAUGCUCAGAUAUAUUCACGUUCAGGUUCUAUAUGCUCAGAUUUAUCGUUAGGAGAGAUAUAUUCCUAGAGGAUAUUAUUUUAU
Molecule: messenger RNA, 1406 nt
Organism: Eurytemora carolleeae
Lineage: Eukaryota; Metazoa; Arthropoda; Copepoda; Calanoida; Temoridae
Exons: 13
Coding region: 36-1391 (451 amino acids)
Molecular function (GO): S-adenosylmethionine-dependent methyltransferase activity
Source: RefSeq, a predicted model, not a curated record